This is a messenger RNA of Morone saxatilis (striped sea-bass), 1204 nucleotides long. RefSeq lists its product as uncharacterized. The record is from RefSeq and is a predicted model, not a curated record. The transcript is spliced from 4 exons. NCBI's taxonomy places the organism in Eukaryota, Metazoa, Chordata, Actinopteri, Moronidae. Bases 116 to 379 code for a protein of 87 amino acids.
UGCACUCAGAUACAACAGCAGAGAGAUCAGUGAGAUCAGUGUCAAGCUCAAGGCUGUUCUUAACCAAGCACUGGUACCUGCCACCUGCUGAACAUCCAUAUUCUGUGGGCUCAUCAUGGGAAACUGCACUUCAGGGAUAAAGAUGAAAAGGAAAGGGGGUUCUUCUCCAGAUGAUAACAGCAGCGCAGAUAAUAAGCCUAAGGAGGAUGUAACAUAUGCCUCUAUUGACCACAACUCUGCCAAAGGAUCAAGAAGAACCAGAGCUACCCCUGACGAUGAUUGUGACUAUGCAACAGUUAAUGUCACAGCAGCACUUCAACCACAGUCGGAAAGCUCAUCUAAAGAAGAAUGUGAUGACGAUUAUGUACUCAUGGGCUGAACCGAAACUGGAGGAAACAUUCAUUCAUGCUGUUGGAAGAUGCAGGACCAGUAGAUAAUAUCACAAACAGGAGAAAGUGUCUAAUAUUGUGUAAUGACAUCCAAGAAGUUGUUUGCUGAUGAACUGCCAAGUUUCCAGUCAAACUGUUCAUCAAAUCUUCUCAAUCAUCUUCAGUGAAGAAACUGUGAUAGAAUAAAAAAACAAACACCCACAGUCAACAGCAGCUGGUUGUGGAAACACCAAUCCCCAUGAUGUUUCCCUCCACUUUUGAGGUAACCUCAAGCCUGAACACAACGGGGGUGUUCCUUCCCCAAGAAGACAAACUCGCAUCACAUUUGACCUCUUUACAGAGGAAACACAACCUCAGGACGAUAAACUGCAGCUCUUUAGUGUGAUAUGCCUGGAUUCCUGAAACUUCAUCACAUUAGCACAUUAUCUGGAAUCAGUGAGUCAGGGAAAGAAACUGGACUUGUUUUAAUUUUGGUCAAUCAUACAAAACACCAUACCAUUUACACCAUUACCUGAAUAAUAGAAUUUAGUAGUGAAGUCCCAAACUUUUAUGUAAUUCUAACAUCUUUUAAAGGUCCAGUGUGUGGGAUUUAGCGUGUAGAACUUAUGGUGGCCACAAAUCUCCCAAAAAUCACGAAAAGGCCCUAUCCUUUUUGUGAUUUUUGGGAGAUUUGUGUACUGCAAAGUCUGUGCUGAACAUGGUGGUUCAACAUGGCAGACUCCAUAGGAGAGGACCCGCUCCCUCUGUAGAUAAAAACGUGUCAUUCUGAGCUAACAAAAACACAACAAUUCCUAUUUUCAGGCGAUUAUACACUA